UAUCAUUUGUGACUGAGCCGCUAUCAGGGCCUGAGCCGAGCUGUCCCGCGCAUGCGCAGUGCUGGCUUCUCGCUUUCAGCGCGUACGCAUGCGCAGUAGCGGUCGGGCAGAGGACGCGUCAGUGAGCUAGUUUCCUCGGCAUUAUAAAAAUCUCUUCUGCUGGACUUUUUGCGUGAAGGACCCACAACCUUCUAGCACGGAUAUCUUCUGGAAGAUGCUGGUUGCGCUGUCACGUGUCUGAUCAUUCACACUGACUGGUUUAAACACUUGCAGGUAGGAAGCGCGCAGGAGGACGUCACUGAGGAGUGAUGCCUGUAGAGAGCGGAAACAGCGCAGUCGCCCGUCAAGCCAAGCAGAAGCGCAAGUCUCACAGCCUCUCCAUCCGGAGGACCAACAGCACCGAGCAGGAGCGGCCUUCCAUCCACAGAGACAUGCUGGAGGCUCAGGAUUCCAAGCUGCCCAUGGCGCUGAGGAGCACCUUACUCGACCUGUUCGGACAGAUCGAACGAGAGUUCGAGAACCUCUACCUUGAGAAUAUCGAGCUGAGGCGAGAGAUCGAGUCCCUGAACGAGCGCUUGGCCGGUGAGGGUCAGACUGUCGAUGGAGGAGACCUGGGUAAAGGAGCACUGAAGACUAAAGCCAGUCACAGUACGAGUCAGCUGUCCCAGAAACUGAAGACCACAUACAAAGCCUCCACCAGCAAGAUCGUGUCCAGUUUCAAAGCCACCACAUCGCGUGCCGUGUGCCAGCUGGUGAAGGAGUACGUAGGCCACAGGGACGGCAUAUGGGACCUGAGCGUGACCAGGACACAGCCACUGGUUUUGGGCACUGCCUCUGCAGACCACUGUGCUAUGCUGUGGAGCAUCGAGACGGGGAAGUGCUUGCUCAAAUACGCUGGUCAUGCUGGAUCAGUUAACUCGAUCAAGUUUCACCCCACAGAGCAGAUGGCUCUAACAGCGUCUGGUGAUCAGACAGCUCACAUCUGGCGCUACAUGGUGCAGCUGCCUCUGCCUCAGCCUCCAUCCGACACCAGCGCGUCGCUGGAUGAUGACGUGGAUUUCUCCGAUAAGGACGAUGCAGAUGGCGACGCGGAUGGACCCACUGAGUGUCCCACGGUGCGUUUAGCCAGCACCACUCUGAAGAGCCACCAGGGCGUGGUCAUCGCCGCCGACUGGCUCGUCGGCGGCAAACAAGUCGUCACUGCCUCUUGGGAUCGAGCUGCCAAUUUGUACGACGUGGAGACCUCCGAACUCGUCCACACGCUCACAGGUCACGAUCAGGAGCUGACCCACUGCUGCACCCACCCCACCCAGCGGCUGGUGGUCACCUCAUCUCGCGACACCACCUUUCGCCUGUGGGACUUCAGAGAUCCGUCCAUCCACUCGGUCAACGUCUUCCAGGGCCACACUGACACGGUGACGUCAGCUGUGUUCACAGUAGGAGACAACGUGGUGUCCGGCAGCGACGAUCGCACCGUCAAGGUGUGGGACCUGAAGAACAUGAGGUCGCCGAUAGCAACCAUCCGCACCGACUCGGCUGUAAAUAGGAUAAGUGUCUCAGCGAACCAGAGGAUCAUCGCCCUGCCGCACGACAACAGACAGGUCCGACUGUUCGAUAUGACCGGGGUUCGACUGGCCCGCCUCCCACGCAGCAACAGACAGGGUCAUCGGCGCAUGGUGUGCUGCUCAGCGUGGAAUGAAGAGAACCAGGCGUGUAACCUCUUCACCUGCGGCUUCGAUCGGCAAGCCAUCGGCUGGAACAUCAACAUUCCUGCUCUGCUGCAGGACAAGUGAACUCACACACACACACACACACACACACACACACACACACACACACACACACACACACACACACACACACACACACACACGCUCUGUCAUGCUUACACAAAGCUUAGGAAGGCACAGUUCAGCACGCAGACACACAGCUGGAUCCUCAGUAAAACUCUCGCCAUUGGUGUAUUGAUUUGUUAAACCAGCUUUGUGUGUUAAAGUGUCUGUGAUUGUCAUGUUGACUGUGUGUGUGUGUGUGUGUGUGUGUGUGUGUGUGUGUGUGUGAGACAAUCACACACACUUUAACACCGCUUCCCAUCAGUCAGCUCUGUCAAUACACACACUUCCAGAGAUUGAGAGUGUGAGAUUUAUUCCUCUUUACUCGUACCAGCUUCUGUUCCUCCUUCAUGUGAUCAGGUGAUCAUGUGAUCAGGUGGGCGACACGGCAACACGCCAACCAGUCAUCCUCACAGAACUGUGCCAUGAUGCACUUUUCUCACAAUAUCACCAACAUUCGAGUCCACGAGACUUUAAAAAAAAUAAAAUAAUAAAAAAAACGUUAUACAGCUGAGUGAAAUCUGCCUAGUAACAAGAAUCUGAUUGGCCGAAAAACCUAUUCCACCAUUAUCAUCUUAUUUUCUUUGUUUCCUUAUGAUUUCCUUCCGCAGUAAGGAAUAAAACACUCGGGGACAUGCUCUUAGAGGAAAAUAAUCAGCGAUGGUGUGGUGUGAUGCCCUACAUCCCAACACACACGUGAUUUAUUUUAUUUAUUAACAGCGCAUCCUGAAGAGUUUUAUUCCUCGUAUAAUACAGAGAUUCACCGACGAUUACAGUUUACUUUAGUAAUGUGCUUUUUAUCCAUUUCAAGUUGCACUUGUGUUGGGGGAGUGUCAAAGAAAUUCUUUAAAGAAGAAUGAUUUUAUUUCCGACCUCCUCACCCCCCCCCCCCCCCUCUCUCGCACCAUUCACGCCACGAGUAAGAGAAUACAUUACAUGCUACAAGCUAACGCGCUUAAAAUCUUUUACAAUUUUUAGCUUCCUUCCUCUUCCCUUCUUUAUUAAUUCGUUCAAGCGAGCUCGAUGUACAGAGAUUAUUAUAUUAUAUCAGUCACAUCGUGUUGUGUAGAAUAUCGCGUCAAUGAUGAACAGUUACUCUCUGUGAAAAGGACAGACGGCACACACACAAACACGCUCACACACACACACCCUUCCUGCUGAAGAACAGUAUUGCUUUAAUCAGUCUGCAUGAAUAAUGUCGUUGUCUGUCGGAUCUAAAGUAAAAAAUGCUGUUGUGAUGGCUGUAUAAUUUGAUUUUCCGAAGUGAAAACUCUGAAAUGUGAACAUGUCGAUGGCGUUUUAUGAAUAGAGUUAAGUGAUGUACGUGUCACGUUUAAUUUGGGUCUCGUAUAAUAGAUGAUUCUUAUCACCUGUUGGACAGGUGACUAAACAUCGCGUUAGAUCCAACGUGCUGAUGUUUCACAUAGAACCGUCAUCAGAGACUAGAUUAGACAUUAUUGAUAUUGGACUAGACGUCCUGUGGUUAGUUCUCUCUCUCUCUCUCUCUCUCUCUCUCUCACACACACACACACACACACACACACACACACACACACACACAGUUGCGUGGACGUUCUCUGCGCUUUGAGUGUUUUCAGAAACCGAACAUAAAACCAUACCGUAAGUGAGAUGUCUGAAUAAAAGCUAUAAAAUAUAAUAUUAAUAAUAAUAAGAAGAAGAAUGUAUAAAAUUUGUGAAGUGGAAAUGUGUAUAUUGAACCUAGAGAUUUAAACACAUCUGUACCACAUGACCACACCAUGUAAAUAAAUGCUCUUGUCAGAAAAUUAA
Molecule: messenger RNA, 3620 nt
Organism: Ictalurus punctatus (channel catfish)
Lineage: Eukaryota; Metazoa; Chordata; Actinopteri; Siluriformes; Ictaluridae
Gene: wdr37
Product: WD repeat domain 37
Exons: 14
Coding region: 309-1793 (494 amino acids)
Cellular component (GO): preribosome, large subunit precursor
Molecular function (GO): protein binding
Source: RefSeq, a predicted model, not a curated record